CAAAUACUUGUCAUUGUCUUUCAUUCUCUUCCUUGUUGCUCUUCCUCUUCUUAUGACCUCUUUCCCUUUAUCUCAUUCGCCCCUCCAUCCUCUGCUCCUCAAACUUAAAAUCAUUCAUUUUCUUGCCAUUUUUUUUCUCUAGAUGAAACCCAGCGCAUGGAUCCUUUGGCAGUGAUGGUUUACAUUCACGGUGACUCUUACGAGGAAGGUACGGCUAGUAUGUACGACGGCAGCAUCCUGGCUAGCUAUGGCGGAGUCAUCGUAGUAACAGUAAAUUAUCGCCUGGGAAUUUUAGGUUUUCUCAGCACCGGUGAUUCAGCAGCGAGGGGGAACUACGGCCUCAUGGACCAAAUAGCAGCUCUCAAGUGGAUCCAUCAAAAUGUCGCCAUGUUUGGCGGGAAUCCCGACCGAAUCACCCUAUUUGGAGCUGGAAGUGGAGCCGCCAGUUGCGGACUACUCGCCUUUUCAAAUUACACCAAAGGUCUCAUAGCUGGCGUCAUAGCAGAGAGUGGAUCCUCCAUCGCUUCUUGGGCGCUAUCUCGAGAGCCAGCACGGUUCGCGAACCUGUUAGCUGAAAAGGUCGGCUGCGAGGCAGAAACCAACCUGCAAAUGGUCGAAUGUCUGCGAGGUCUUCCCUACGACGCCCUGAUCAACGUAGACAUCCAAUCCCCACUCUACAUGAUCGCUUUUGCUCCGGUGGUCGACGAGGAUGUCAUCGCAGCCGACCCAACCAUCAUGUGGGGGCAGCUGAUUGCGGGCGAGCGCGACAUUGGACGAGAUGACUUUUCAUACCUGAGUGGGGUAGUGAGGAACGAGGGCUUCAUGUAUAUUGAGCCCUAUAUAACGGAACCCCUUGUUGAUGGAAAACUCUUGCUGGAAGACUUCGAGGACAUUCUUGACGGAUUCAUGCAGAACAAUUUCGGAGGCAACAUGAAAGCUAGUAGCGUCAUUCGCGAUGUCAUCUACUACGAGUACACGGACUGGGGAGCUGGCGAAGGCAAUCCUUUCGAACUCAAGAACAGCCUCCAGGACAUCCUGACGGACCAUCAUUGGGUGGCGCCCUGCAUUACCACACUCAAAAUGGCGGACGAGGCGGGCUUCGAUGCUUGGUUCUACAUGUUCCCGCACAGACCCAAGAAGAGUGUUUAUCCACGAUGGGCAGGUGCAGUUCAUCUUGAAGAACUCCCAUACGUUUUCGGCGCUCCCGUUUCGAAUGUUUCAGUUGGGAUCUUUCCAGAGAGUUUUUCGUCUGCCGAGGCUGCGCUUUCACUGGCAACAAUGAACUACUGGAGUAAUUUCGCCAAAUCUGGAAAUCCCAACAAUCCAAGACGACAAAGUUCAACUGAUCUCCAUCGGAACUUCGUCGUCGAGUUCAACUUUGAGAUUAUGGAUGACUGGCCUCGGUACAGAGUCGGCACAGAGGAAAUGAUCUAUCUUGCAGCUAACCCUAAAGUUAGAGAUUUCUACCGCGUCCACAAGAUUAGCAUUUGGGAACAUCUUGUUCCUAGACUAGAGCAAAAGUUUGCCUUUGAACCGACAGUCAACAACAAUCCUUUCCUUCCAGGACCGCAGAUCAUUAAUCCAGCGGGGCAAGGGACAUCUCCCAUGAUUUCAGCGUUGAUGCCAGUCACUUCGGCUGUUUCGCCAAUAACCGAUCCGAUUGUCACGGAUAUAGAUAACCGAGUACCGGGCGCGGAUAUUACUUCGUCGUGGACUGAAUCGAACGCGUUAGAAACGGAUAAACAGGAAAAGAAGGGUUUCUUAGUGGAACUUAGUAUGGUGAUUGCUAUUGGCGGUUUUCUUCUCCUCCUUAACCUGAUCAUUCUCGGGGCCAUAUAUUACUUGCGCGACAAGAGAAAAAUUGAAAAGCGGCUGGCCAUGAAGUAUUUAGCCUCUCAGUCGGAGGAGAAGAAGCGCACCAGUUUGCAUCCACAGACCACACCGGAUAGCGGUAUCGGCAUACCAGUCGCACUGAACCUUAAUCAACAAUCCGGUCAUCAUGGAAGUAACCAUCGUCACGUGCCACCGUCGGUGCCAUCUCGUGCUGCUGGCACGAGUGAUCAUAACCAUGGCAACGGUGGGAGUCGGGACUAUUCUUCACUUAAAUAUAAUCGUUCCCCGCAACAUUUUGGUGCCAUCAGGCGGAACUCAGCCGGGGAAGUGGAGUUCGAGGUAUAAAAUAUGUUUUUCUUGACGUUUUUGUCGAAUUUCUUUCGUAUCAAGGAGAUUGUAGAAUUGGAAGGUGUCGAUAUGCAAUUGAGUAAUGCAGCAGAGAUCGAAAGCACUAAGCAGUAGCAGGGCUCGUUCUUUUGUUCCGUUAUGGCUCAUGAUUGUCCGA
Molecule: messenger RNA, 2338 nt
Organism: Lytechinus variegatus (green sea urchin)
Lineage: Eukaryota; Metazoa; Echinodermata; Echinoidea; Temnopleuroida; Toxopneustidae
Product: neuroligin-4, X-linked-like
Exons: 7
Coding region: 157-2178 (673 amino acids)
Biological process (GO): neuron cell-cell adhesion; postsynaptic membrane assembly; synaptic vesicle endocytosis
Cellular component (GO): cell surface; membrane; synapse
Molecular function (GO): neurexin family protein binding; signaling receptor activity
Source: RefSeq, a predicted model, not a curated record